Molecule: messenger RNA, 1168 nt
Organism: Jaculus jaculus (lesser Egyptian jerboa)
Lineage: Eukaryota; Metazoa; Chordata; Mammalia; Rodentia; Dipodidae
Gene: Rasd1
Product: ras related dexamethasone induced 1
Exons: 2
Coding region: 205-1062 (285 amino acids)
Molecular function (GO): GTPase activity; GTP binding
Source: RefSeq, a predicted model, not a curated record
GGCCCGGAGCUCCAGAGCCGACCUGCUUGUGCCCGAGAGGAGCUGGAAGCUAUCCUGAGCCUCGCGAGCGGGAGCCGAUCCAGUAGCCAAACCUUGCAAGUCUCUCCGUUCAACUUUCCCCCAGCCCCGGCCGCUGCCACGCCUCGGCCGCCGCCCCCCGCGCUUCUCUCGGCCCCGCAUCCGCCCCCGGGGCCCCUCUCCCCAAUGAAACUGGCCGCGAUGAUUAAGAAGAUGUGUCCGAGUGACUCGGAACUGAGCAUCCCGGCCAAGAACUGCUACCGUAUGGUGAUCCUGGGCUCGUCCAAGGUGGGCAAGACAGCCAUCGUGUCGCGCUUCCUCACCGGCCGCUUCGAGGACGCCUACACGCCCACCAUCGAGGACUUCCACCGCAAGUUCUACUCCAUCCGAGGGGAGGUCUACCAGCUGGACAUACUGGACACGUCUGGCAACCACCCGUUCCCGGCCAUGCGGCGCCUGUCCAUCCUCACCGGAGACGUUUUCAUCUUGGUGUUCAGCCUGGACAACCGCGACUCCUUCGAGGAGGUGCAAAGACUGAAGCAGCAGAUUCUGGACACCAAGUCCUGUCUCAAGAACAAAACCAAGGAGAACUUGGACGUGCCCCUGGUCAUCUGCGGUAAUAAGGGGGACCGGGACUUCUACCGGGAGGUGGAACAGCGGGAGAUCGAGCAGCUGGUAGGCGACGACCCCCAGCGCUGCGCCUACUUCGAGAUCUCGGCCAAGAAGAACAGCAGCCUGGACCAGAUGUUCCGCGCGCUCUUUGCCAUGGCCAAGCUGCCCAGCGAGAUGAGCCCGGACCUGCACCGCAAGGUGUCGGUGCAGUACUGCGACGUGCUGCACAAGAAAGCGCUGCGGAACAAGAAGCUCCUGCGGGCCGGCAGCGACGGCAGCGGCAGCGGCGGCGGCAGCGACCCCGGCGACGCCUUCGGCAUCGUGGCGCCCUUCGCGCGCAGGCCGAGCGUGCACAGCGACCUCAUGUACAUCCGAGAGAAGGCCAGCGGCCGCGGCCAGGCCAAGGACAAGGAGCGCUGCGUCAUCAGUUAGGACCCCUCCCUCCCCCGCCGCCGCGCCACGAACGACCCAACCCCGAGGAGGACCUUUGUUCUUUAAAAGUCAAAUCCGACGCCCCGGCCAGCCCCGGGAGCCCCGC